Zasmidium cellare ATCC 36951 is the source of this 591-nucleotide messenger RNA. RefSeq lists its product as uncharacterized. The record is from RefSeq and is a predicted model, not a curated record. The transcript has 2 exons. Bases 1 to 591 code for a protein of 196 amino acids. NCBI's taxonomy places the organism in Eukaryota, Fungi, Ascomycota, Dothideomycetes, Mycosphaerellales, Mycosphaerellaceae.
AUGGAAGACGAGGGAGUUCCGAAAUGUCCUCAGCCGACGAAAGUCUCUACGGGGUCGAAGAAGACGGAAGGAGAACAGCAAGAGACUGAGACCUUGCCGAAAUUGAGCCCGCAGGAAUUCAGACAAUUCAACCACAUGAGCGAGCAUAUGGAUAUGUUUCACGAAAACUUCCGCCGCACCUGGAACACGCUCUACAGCGCGGCCUCCUCCAACAAACGCCCCCAAGGAAUGUCCAUCAAACAAUUCCUCAACACCAUCCAGCAAUUCACGCACCACCUCACGAUCCACCACACCAUCGAGGAGCAGCACAUCUUCCCGGUGCUCGCGAAGCGGAUGGAUGUGUUCAAGGAAAAUGGGGGCAGGCAUUUGGAGCAGCAUAAGGGGAUUCAUGAGGGGAUUGAGCGGUUGGAGGAGUAUGUGGAUGGGGUGAGGGGCGGCGAGAGGGAGUUGGAGUUGAGGGAGUUGAAGCGGGUCAUGGAUUCUUUUGGGGAGGUGUUGUGGACGCAUUUGGAUGAGGAGGUUAGGACGCUGGGGGCGGAGAAUAUGAGGAGGUAUUGGAGUUUGGAUGAGAUGAGGAGGAUGCCGAUGUAG